Molecule: messenger RNA, 902 nt
Organism: Ficedula albicollis (Collared flycatcher)
Lineage: Eukaryota; Metazoa; Chordata; Aves; Passeriformes; Muscicapidae
Exons: 4
Coding region: 38-757 (239 amino acids)
Source: RefSeq, a predicted model, not a curated record
GUGGCCAUGGAGCCCUGGUGCCGUGUCCCUCUGUGACAUGGGAGGGGACGCGUCCCCAGGCACCAGCGCUGCGCUGUCACCCUGCAGUGCGGCUCCGGCAGCGGCCAUGGCUGGAAAGCUCACCAAAAUCCUGCUGGUGCUGGCCAUCCUCCAGCACGGGCUGAGGGCACAUGCCCAGGCAGCGCAGACCAAGGCAGAGGUCCUGAGGCAGCAUGAGGAACAGCACAGCCGGAUGACUUGGCUGGCCAGAACUGGAAGGAUCACCCAAAUCCUGGUGCUGCUGGGCAUCCUCCAGUACGCAGUGAGGAUGGAUCUUCCAUCAGUGAAGGUCACAGAAGAGUUCAUGAAGCAACACGAGAAGGAGCGCACUGUGGAGAUGGCCCAGCUACUGGUGAUGGAGCAGAAGAUGCAAAAGCAGCCUGGAAUCACCCCAGGAAGAAUGCUCCUCUUGGCUUGCCAGGAGUGGUGGUUCUGGGUCAGUGCUGAAAUCCUCCUUGUGCUCUUUGGGAUCUACUGGCUGCCCAGGCAGAGGAGCUCUGAGUGUGACGAUGGCAGCCAAGGGGAAACCUCCACCAGUGCCCAGGAGCAGAUAGAGGAGGAAGAGGAGAACAGUGAGGAUAAUCCUGACACUUAUGACAUGCCAGAGAAGCCCCCAGAUAAGAGCUGGGCACUGUGGAGGAUCUGGAGGCGAGACACCCCUGUGGCUGUGGAGAGCAGCGACCAGAAAACAUGCUGUGCUACCUCCCCUCCCGGCUGAGCAGACAAACAAGAGUCCACAUCUCCACUUCCUGUGCAGCCCCUGCAAAUAGUCCCAGUUUUGAUGCUACCCCUGCCAGGAAGUGUGGAAUGCUUUGUAAAUACAUUCAUAAAAUUGUUUAUUUGUUUUAAUAAAUCCUGUUUGA